Messenger RNA from Nicotiana attenuata, 2824 nucleotides. RefSeq names its product serine/threonine-protein kinase BLUS1-like. Gene Ontology annotation, molecular function: ATP binding; protein serine/threonine kinase activator activity; protein kinase activity. Lineage: Eukaryota; Viridiplantae; Streptophyta; Magnoliopsida; Solanales; Solanaceae. The coding region runs from base 118 to 2253 and encodes 711 amino acids. The transcript has 21 exons. Gene Ontology annotation, biological process: protein phosphorylation. The record is from RefSeq and is a predicted model, not a curated record.
CAACAAACCAAAACUCAAAGCUAAAUCAUUUUUUUCUUAGAAUAUCUCUCCAACUCGGCGAGCAUUUUCAACAGUUUACUAAGUAAAAACUGACAACAGGUUUUCCGGUCGGCGAAGAUGGCCGGCGGUCAGAGAAGUUACACGGUGAAUCCGGAGGAUUACAAGCUUCUAGAAGAAGUUGGAUACGGAGCAAGUGCAACUGUGUACAGAGCGAUCUAUGUACCUUUGAAUGAAGUUGUGGCAGUGAAGUGCUUGGAUCUCGAUCGUUGCAAUAGUAAUCUGGAUGAUAUUCGCAAGGAAGCUCAAAUAAUGAGUUUAAUUGGCCAUCCAAAUCUAAUAAAGGCAUUCUGUUCAUUCGUUGUUGAUCACUAUCUUUGGGUGGUAAUGCCCUUCAUGGCUGAGGGUUCUUGUCUACACCUCAUGAAGAUAGCAUAUCCUGAUGGAUUUGAAGAAGCUGUUAUUGGUUCUAUCUUGAAAGAAACUCUUAAGGCUUUGGAAUAUCUACAUCUACAUGGACACAUUCAUCGAGAUGUUAAGGCAGGGAAUAUAUUGCUGGACACUAAUGGGGUAGUAAAGCUCGCCGACUUUGGGGUUUCUGCAUGCAUGUUUGACAGGGGUGAUAGGCAGCAUUCUAGGAAUACCUUUACAGGAACUCCAUGCUGGAUGGCACCUGAAGUUUUGCAGCCUGGAACUGGAUAUGAUUACAAAGCUGACAUUUGGUCACUUGGAAUUACUGCCUUAGAGUUGGCUCAUGGUCAUGCACCAUUUUCAAAGUACCCUCCAAUGAAGGUUCUGCUCAUGACCAUAAAUAGUGCUCCUCCUGGACUUGAUUAUGACCGUGAUAAAAAAUUCUCUAAGUCAUUCAAGGAAAUGGUUGCAAUGUGCUUGGUGAAAGAUCAAACUAAAAGGCCAACUGCUGAAAAGUUGUUGAGACAUUCUUUUUUCAAAAAUGUGAAGCCUCCAGAGAUCUCUAUAAAGAAACUGUUUGCCGGCUUACCACCACUGUGGAAUCGAGAAAAAGCCCUCCAGCUUAAAGAUGCUGCACAACUAGCCAUGAAGAAAAUGCCUUCAUCCGAGGAGGAAGCAAUAUCACAGAGUGAAUACAAACGAGGUGUUAGUGCCUGGAACUUUGAUCUGGAAGAUUUAAAGUUUCAAGCUUCAAUGGUGCAAGAUGAUGACGAAAUACCGGAGUUUAGGGAAGAAGAUGAAAGCAUGAAAUCUUAUACGAACUACAAGGAGAAUUUGGUUUCUGCAAUCAACGAUCGAAAACCUUCCUUAAAACAAGAUACUCUUUCCAGUGAGCAAGAAGGUGUUGGUGAAGUGACAUUAGCUGAAUGCCAGAGAAAGACUGAUUUGGCAUGUAAUAAACUGGAUUCCGACCAUCAGGAGAAAGGUCGACUAAAAAAAAAUUCAUCAAAAACAGAGCUGCCGCCCCUUACCUCAGACAAAGAUGCAGUACACGCCAAGAGUAGAAGUCAAACACCAAAAACUCAUCGAAGUGUGAGCGGACCGCUUAUGCCAGGUGUUAUCCUAAGUCAUUCGGCAUCAGAAAGAGCUCACAACUUUGAAAGAAGCAAGAUUGAAAACCAACAAGUGGAAAAAGCUCAUCAAGUACGAAGAGCGCCCAGCUUUAGUGGCCCUUUAACGCUUCCAAACCGAGCUUCAGCUAAUAGUAAAUCAGCUCCAAUUAAUUCAUCUGGGGGAUUAAAAGAUUCUUUAGAUGACAAAUCAGUGACAAACUUGGUUCAAAUAAAAGGGAGGUUUUCUGUAACCUCAGAAAAUGUAGAUCUUGUUAAGGGGUCACAAUUGAGGAAGGCUGCUAGUGUUGGAGACUGGAUAUUGGAUUCCAAACUGAUGCCUCCUGGUCAACUACUGAAGGAGCUUGGCCAUGAUAAUGUUCCUGCCUCACUUCUGAUGCCUCACCUACAAAAUCUUUUUCAACAGACAUCAAUACAACAGGAUCUAAUUAUGAAUCUGUUGAGUAGCUUGCAACUAUCUGAGGCAGGAGAUGCUUCGCAACAUGGAAAGUUGUCUUCUCCACAGCGUAUUCCAGAGAAUAAUGGAAGUGUUGAAGCAGCUGUUUCUGAGAGGGAGCGCAUGUUGCUAGUCAAAGUAUCUGAGCUUCAAGCUAGGAUGAUUAGCCUGACGGAUGAAUUAACAACAGAAAAACUAAAAUACAUGCAGUUGCAACAGCAGCUAAAUGCCAUGUCAAGUCGGGAGGAAGAUUGGGACAGAAGAGAAUUGGACUCUUGAUGCCAAAAGAUCUUCACGAUUGUGUAAAGAUGUGUAUAUUCAGGUUUCUGUCUGAUGUUGCGACAGCCACAGUUUCAAAUUCUUUAAUCCAAGUUGAAUUACCAACUCAGACACACUCGUUUAGAUUUGCAGAUUGAGUUAUAGGAAGGAGCAGAGUUUACUAUUCACAUGGCUGGAAUUAUGGUCGCCAUUGUUGAAUAGAAGCUCAUGGAGUAAUCCAGCUCCAAGUGAUGAAUAAACAGAAUCAUCGGUUUGUAGAGAAUUUCUUCAUUUAUUGGUGGAGUGCGAGCUGAAUACAAGCUUCCUGUGCAGAUCCGCGUCUCCAGUCCCAGAGGUAUUAUCUUACUUAUGCCGGAAAAACAACCUCCUUAGUCGAACAGGAUCUGUUCUAUAGGCUCGUACCACUAUAUCCUUUUUAUGCCGUUAAAAUAUAAUUUUGGCCAAUUUAUUUUAGAUCCUGGAUUUAUCUUGUAAUAUGAAUAUACAUUAAGUUGUAAUUUUGUUCAAAUAUACCUAAUGAGACAUGCUUAAUUAGUCCUAUUAAAGUCGUUCGUGGGAGGAUUCAUCCAUA